GAUGAGUUCUACUGCUGUGAACGAUGAGAAUCAUGAGGUCUGCCCUGGAAGAAAGCAGAGCAAUUCAGAUACUAUUUGUGACAUAUUUUCCUUGGAUCAGCCGACUGGGAGGCCCUCCAUCCUUCGCCAGUCUCAGGCAGAGAACCUGUCAAACAAAACUAUAGCAAAGGGAGGGAAGGUACAGUGUAUAUGUUAUCAAGAAGCCUAGUCUUGGAGUUGUUUCAAAUGUUCCAGAAUAAUUCCUUCUAAAAUAAUAUUGUAAUUAUGAGGAUCUAUGCUUGACUGUUUGAAUAGUCUAGUAAAAAGCAUGAGCUGACACACCCGAAAAUGUUUUGCGAGGUGUUGACUCACAGAGUAAACUGUAUAAAAAGAACCAGGUUAGGUUUACCUGUUGGGCGCAUAGUGUGCAACUUUCUUUAUUUGACUGUUUUGAAUAGAGCAUUUGUUUUCAGAUGAUACCCUUUUGGUUUUUGCUUUCAGGUUUGUUUUCAGACUCCAAGAAGAGACCCUCUCACUAAGAGAAUAGUAUCACCAACAAAGUCCCUUAAGAUGGAAAGCCUGGAUGACUGUAGUAAAGCCCUGGAGUCUUCGCAGUUUACAACACCUGAAGAGUAAGUAUAUGCUUUAAAUAAAAAUCUGUAGCUUUGUCACAUCGGCAGAAUGCUGCUUCAUAAUCUGGUGUCAAAUUGAGAGAAUGUAGGUUAAUCUAUCCUCUUGUAUUUUUACAGGGUGUUGCCUCAGGAAAUCAAUGAGCCUGUUGAUGUGCCAAAAUCAGGUAAAGCAUUUGAUUGAUUGGCUAAAGGUUCAAGAUUCAUUACCCGAAACUGCUUUGUCACCAUUAACUACUUCAACCAUAAUGUUUACUUGAUUUUCAACUUAUUUUACUACAGACUUCACAAAUGUGUCAUCCUAUCCUGAUGAUGAUAUGCCAAUUCAGAGUAAAGGAGGUUAUCAGCUGGAUUUUGACAACCUUGAUGCCAUCAAUCCCUUCCAAGGGUCCACUAAAAUGGUCCUCUCUCCAGCAAGGCCCAGUGAGCUAGUUGAAAACCCCAAGGCUGAAGAACAGUGUGAACGUAAUGUCAUUGAAGCAGUUUCUCCUGAGAAGUUGGAGGAGUCUGACAAUAAUGAAACGGCAAUGGAUGAGACCCUUCCGUUCAUGCCAUCAGUGGAAAAUGAUAUUGCUGACAUCUCAGCCGAUAUGUGCUCAAACGAUAGCAGUGUGAUUACCAUGACGAAGGACCCAGCCGUUGAGUUAUCCAACGCUGGUGAGGAAGAGACUGUACAAUCAUCAGUUAACCUUGACCCAGAUCAAGCUUUGGCCAUCUUUACUACAGUCGCGGAAGCUGUGGCUAUCUCUACAGCCGAGAAGACUCCUCUGCCGCCAAAAGGUGCUUACGAAUUAGAUUUUGCCAACCUUGAUUCAGUCGACCCUUUCCAAACGGGAGGCUCCAAAAUGCAGAAUUCCCCGGUGCUAUUAAGAAAGCAGUCAUGCGAUAACCCUCCUCAAAAGGUGGAGGUUGAAGAGUCUGCAGUAAAGGAAAUGGAACCAGCAGCCACGCUUGAGGGGGUUCAGCCAGUCCUAGAGGCACCUGUCCAGCCAGAGAUUAAACCUAUUGCAUCAUUGUCGCCUGCGCCGAAGGAGACUAGCAAGCCAGCUGAAGACGCUGUGGCCAUCACCUCUACAGCCGAGGAGACUCCUCUGCCGCCAAAAGGUACUUACGAAUUAGAUUUUGCCAACCUUGAUUCAGUCAACCCUUUCCAAACGGGAGGCUCCAAAAUGCAGAAUUCCCCGGUGCUAGGAAGAAAGUGGCCAUGCGAUAACCCUCCUCAAAAGGUGGAAGUUGACGAGCCUGCAGUAAAGGAAAUGGAACCAGCAGCCACGCUUGAGGGGGUUCAGCCAGUCCUAGAGGCACCUGUCCAGCCAGAGAUGAAACCUAUUGCAGCAUUGUCGCCUGCGCCGAAGGAGACUAGCAAGCCAUCUGAAGUUGCUGUGGCCAUCACCUCUACAGCCGAGGAGACUCCUCUGCCGCCAAAAGGUACUUACGAAUUAGAUUUUGCCAACCUUGAUUCAGUCAACCCUUUCCAAACGGGAGGCUCCAAAAUGCAGAAUUCCCCGGUGCUAGGAAGAAAGUGGCCAUGCGAUAACCCUCCUCAAAAGGUGGAAGUUGACGAGCCUGCAGUAAAGGAAAUGGAACCAGCAGCCACGCUUGAGGGGGUUCAGCCAGUCCUAGAGGCACCUGUCCAGCCAGAGAUGAAACCUAUUGCAUCAUUGUCGCCUGCGCCGAAGGAGACUAGCAAGCCAGCUGAAGAUGCUGUGGCCAUCACCUCUACAGCCGAGGAGACUCCUUUGCCGCCAAAAGGUACUUACGAAUUAGAUUUUGCCAACCUUGAUUCAGUCAACCCUUUCCAAACGGGAGGCUCCAAAAUGCAGAAUUCCCCGGUGCUAGGAAGAAAGUGGCCAUGCGAUAACCCUCCUCAAAAGGUGGAAGUUGACGAGCCUGCAGUAAAGGAAAUGGAACCAGCAGCCACGCUUGAGGGGGUUCAGCCAGUCCUAGAGGCACCUGUCCAGCCAGAGAUGAAACCUAUUGCACCAUUGUUGCCUGCUCCCAAGGAGACUAACAAGCCAGCUGAAGAUGCCAUACCACAGCCCAGUGCAGCCCCUUCCAAGGAUGGCCCGGUGAAACUUGAGUUCAAUUUUGAUGAUGGCGGUGAGGUCAAGCGUAAGCCUCCUCCCAAAAAGUUUGGCAAAAGGCCUGGUGUGAAGCCGAGAGAGAAAAAGGCUAUACCUACAGAAAAAAAAGAACCCGCUCCAUCCAUGGAAUCUCCAGUGAAGCCAUUGGCCAAUACUGAUUCUGAAAUUCCUCUUCCCAAGGCCGGGUACGACUUUGACAAGUUUGACCCAAACUUCAAUCCAUUUGGUACAAACGCAAAAAUGACUGACUCUACAGUCUGUACGGUGAAAUCCAGUCCAGAUGCCAAGGCACCAACCUCAGUCAGAGUGGCUGUCUCCCCUGAGAAAGUGGCAGAGCCUGUUCAGCAAGAAACUGCACCAUCACCAUGGUAAGUUCAUGUUCAUUUUGCUGCACCUUUAAUAUUAUCCCAAAAUAUUUAAAAAAUUAAAGGAAGUUUUGCUUGAUAUGUAAAGCACAAUCAGUUUGGUUGUGAGAGCAUGGCGAUAUAACCUCAAUGUACAGUGGGGAGAACAAGUAUUUGAUACACUGCCGAUUUUGCAGGUUUUCCUACUUACAAAGCAUGUAGAGGUCUGCAAUUUUUAUCAUAGGUACACUUCAACUGUGAGAGACGGAAUCUAAAACAAAAAUCCAGAAAACACUUUGUAUGAUUUUUAAGUAAUUAAUUUGCAUUUUAUUGCAUGACAUAAGUAUUUGAUACAUCAGAAAAGCAGAACUUAAUAUUUGGUACAGAAACCUUUGUUUGCAAUUACAGAGAUCAUACGUUUCCUGUAGGUCUUGACCAGGUUUGCACACACUGCAGCAGGGAUUUUGGCCCACUCCUCCAUACAGACCUUCUCCAGAUCCUUCAGGUUUCGGGGCUGUCGCUGGGCAAUACGGACUUUCAGCUCCCUCCAAAGAUUUUCUAUUGGGUUCAGGUCUGGAGACUGGCUAGGCCACUCCAGGACCUUGAGAUGCUUCUUACGGAGCCACUCCUUAGUUGCCCUGGCUGUGUGUUUCGGGUCGUUGUCAUGCUGGAAGACCCAGCCACGACCCAUCUUCAAUGCUCCUACUGAGGUAAGGAGGUUGUUGGCCAAGAUCUCACGAUGCAUGGCCCCAUCCAUCCUCCCCUCAAUACGGUGCCGUCGUCCUGUCCCCUUUGCAGAAAAGCAUCCCCAAAGAAUGAUGUUUCCACCUCCGUGCUUCACGGUUGGGAUGGUGUUCUUGGGGUUGUACUCAUCCUUCUUCUUCCUCCAAACACGGCAAGUGGAGUUUAGACCAAAAAGCUCUAUUUUUGUCUCAUCAGACCACAUGACCUUCUCCCAUUCCUCCUCUGGAUCAUCCAGAUCGUCAUUGGCAAACUUCAGACGGGCCUGGACAUACGCUGGCUUGAGCAGGGGGACCUUGCGUGCGCUGCAGGAUUUUAAUCCAUGACGGCGUAGUGUGUUACUAAUGGUUUUCUUUGAGACUAUGAACCCAGCUCUCUUCAGGUCAUUGACCAGGUCCUGCUGUGUAGUUCUGGGCUGAUCCCUCACCUUCCUCAUGAUCAUUGAUGCCCCACGAGGUGAGAUCUUGCAUGGAGCCCCAGACCGAGGGUGAUUGACCGUCAUCUUGAACUUCUUCCAUUUUCUAAUAAUUGCGCCAACAGUUGUUGCCUUCUCACCAAGCUGCUUGCCUAUUGUCCUGUAGCCCAUCCCAGCCUUGUGCAGGUCUACAAUUUUAUCCCUGAUGUCCUUACACAGCUCUCUGGUGUUGGCCAUUGUGGAGAGGUUUGAGUGUGUGGACAGGUGUCUUUUAUACAGGUAACGAGUUCAAACCGGUGCAGUUAAUACAGGUAAUGAGUGGAGAACAGGAGGGCUUCUAACAGGUCUGUGAGAGCCGGAAUUCUUACUGGUUGGUAGGUGAUCAAAUACUUAUGUCAUGCAAUAAAAUGCAAAUUAAUUACUUAAAAAUCAUACAAUGUGAUUUUCUGGAUUUUUGUUUUAGAUUCCGUCUCUCACAGUUGAAGUGUACCUAUGAUAAAAAUGACAGACCUGUACAUGCUUUGUAAGUAGGAAAACCUGCUAAAUCGGCAGUGUAUCAAAUACUUGUUCUCCCCACUGUAGCUGCACCACGCCAUUAACUUCUGUUGGUUCUAUUUUCAGUGUUUCUAUUGCUGGAUAUGAAAUAUCAAGGACUGAACCUGAUCUUUCUGCCAUAAGAGAAGGAAUUGUAAGCCUUUUUGAAGUUGUUCAAUUUUUUAAAUAUUGAUUUAAUUAAUUGUAGUGCGACUACUUGGGUGACAUUCUCUCUCUCUCCAAUCGUAGGAGAACAUUCCACAGAAUCCAAAGCUUCAGAUGGACUCUUGUCAAGUUCAGGAUCCUUCCUCUGAAAAAGAGAAGGAACCUCCAACUAAACCUGACCCACCUUCGCUGAGCAUUGCAGAACCCUUCGAACUCGGCCAAUUUCAGCAGAACCCACAGAAUGGCAUGUCAGAAUUUAAUGAGACGUUUGUUCCUGGAACCACAUGUAAGUCAAAUAACUUGACAAAUGCAUGUUAGUUGCGGUAAUGUCGACUUCACCUUCACAACUAUUGUCCCCCUUUCCCUCCAGUCAUGGCGAAUGACUUUGACAGACAGAUGGACUACCUGGAGCAGUUUGGGUCCAGCACUGUAAGUAUAUACUUUGUACUUUAUAAAUUGUGACUGUUAAUACAUACCUGGUUUAUGUUUACAUUUUAGGCUUCCUAUAAUUACUUUGCCUUUUUAUAUUCAGUUUAAGGAGUCAGCACUGAGAAAACAAUCACUGUACCUCAAAUUUGAUCCCCUCAUGAGAGAGAGCCCCAAGAAGUCUGGAGUCCCUGCAGGACUCGACAACCUCCCACGACCUGCUCCCUUUGCUUCACGGUGCGUUACUCUCCUGGUCCUGAUCACAGGCUUUUGUUUUACCAUCUGACUGAUGCUCUAGUUGUAAAUAAAUGUUUAUUUGGCUUAAUCUGUAGUUUGUCACUAAAAUUAGUUUGAAACACAAUGGUGAAUAUCAAGGUGUUUGCUCAAAGUCUGAGGGAGUUUUCUUUCAAUGUGGUUUCAGUGCGGGGACCCAGAAGACUGGAGCCGAGGAGGUGAAUGGACUGAAAUCUGUCAACCUUAAACGUCUUGAUGACCUACCACCCGUAAAUUGCCUGUCGUCCUCAAAGAUCCUAUUAUAAUGUAGUAACGCUAAGUAAUGUGAGAAACUGUUAAAUGGAUGUCUUCUCUCCCUUUAGGUUCAAGUUGUCGGUCCUAUGACUCCUCUCGUGCAGAAUUCCCCUAUACUUGAGAAUCUGGUCCCUACUUUCCCCCAACCAGCCAACACUGACGAUAACAUCAUAGAGGUGCUGAAAUACAGUCAGCAAGACAUGAAUGCUGCCAUUGCCAAGAUCCAGAAACAAGUAGGUGUUUGUUUUCCGCAAACGUUUCACUCAUCCUUUUUCAAUCCAAUCAUGAUUAAUUUAGAAGGGUUUCUUUUUAUAGACAAAGGAGAAUGCGGAUGAAUGGAAGUCUAAGCAUGACAAGCUAUCACAGGAUAAUCAUGAGAUGGGGUAAGCAUUGAAGCUUAGUAUUUGGUAACUGAUUCUGAUUUCAGACCUCAACCAAUUGUACAGUGAGGGGAAAAAAGUAUUUGAUCCCCUGCUGAUUUUGUACGUUUGCCCACUGACAAAGACAUGAUCAGUCUCUAUAAUUUUAAUGGUAGGUUUAUUUGAACAGUGAGACAUAAUAACAACAACACAAAUCCAGAAAAACGCAUGUCAAAAAUGUUAUAAAUUCAUUUGCAUUUUAAUGAGGGAAAUUAGUAUUUGACCCAUCUGCCAACAAGGGUUUUGCCAAAGUCAUGUUUUGCAAUCAGAGGUCAGACAUUUCUUGUAGUUGGCCACCAGGUUUGCACACAUCUCAGGAGGGGUUUUGUCCCACUCCUCUUUGCAGAUCUUCUCCAAGUCAUUAAGGUUUUGAGGCUGACGUUUGGCAACUCUAACCUUCAGCUCCCUCCACAGAUUUUCUAUGGGUUUAAGGUCUGUAGACUGUCUAGGCCACUCCAGGACCUUAAUGAGCUCUUCUUGAGCCACUCCUUUGUUGCCUUGGCCGUGUGCUUUGGGUCACUGUCAUGCUGGAAUACCCAUCCACGGCCCAUUUUCAAUGUCCUGGCUGAGGGAAGGAGGUUCUCACCCAAGAUUGGGCCCCGUCCAUCGUCCCUUUUGAUGCGGUGAAGUUGUCCUGUCCCCUUAGCAGAAAAACACCCCCAAAGCAUAAUGUUUCCACCUCCAUGUUUGAUGGUGUUCUUGGGUUCAUAGGCAGCAUUCCUCCUCCAAACACGGCGAGUUGAUUUGAUGCCAAAGAGCUCGAUUUUGGUCUCAUCUGACCACAACACUUUCACCCAGUUCUCCUCUGAAUCAUUCAGAUGUUCAUUGGCAAACUUCAGACGGGCCUGUAUAUGUGCUUUCUUGAGCAGGGGGACCUUGCGGGCGCUGCAGGAUUUAGGUCCUUCACGGCGUAGUGUGUUACCAAUUGUUUUCUUGGUGACUAUGGUCCCAGCAGCCUUGAGAUCAUUGACAAUAUCCUCCCGUGUAGUUCUGGGCUUAUUCCUCACCGUUCUCAUGAUCAUUGCAACUCCACGAGGUAAGAUCUUACAUGGUGCCCCAGGCCGAGGGAGAUUGACAGUUAUUUUGUGUUUCUUCCAUUUGCGAAUAAUCGCACCAACUGUUGUCACCUUCUCACCAAGCUGCUUGGUGAUGGUCUUGUAGCCCAUUCCAGCCUUGUGUAGGUCUACAUUCUUGUCCUUGGAGAGCUCUUUGGUCUUGGCCAUGGUGGCGAGUUUGGAAUCUGAUUGAUUGCUUCUGUGGACAGGUGUCUUUUAUACAGGUAACAAGCUGGGAUUAGGAGCACUCUCAGCUCGUUACCUGUAUAAAAGACACCUGGGAGCCAGAACUUUCUGAUUGAGAGGGGGUGAAAUACUUAUUUCCCUCAUUUAAAAUGCAAAUCAAUUUAUAACAUUUAAGUUUUUCUGGAUUUUUUUGUUGUUAUUCUGUCUCUCACUGUUCAAAUAAACCUACCAUUAAAAUUAUAGACUGAUCAUUUCUUUGUCAGUGGGCAAAUGUACAAAAUCAGCAGGGGAUCAAAUACUUUUUUCCCUCAUUGUAACUUUGUUUCACUGCUUUUUGUUUUUGCAGAAAAAUCAUGUCAGAAUUUGAAGCCACAAUCGCUCAGAUAUUGGGUAUGUUAUAAUGCAAUUUUGGGAUGUUAUCAGCUGAAAAUAAAUAUUUUGGAAUCUCAUUUUAAUGUAAAAUGCAUGACUUGAUGUGAUGUCAUUGUCUCCUGCAGCUGAUAAACAGAGGGAGAAGGAAAUGGCCCAGGCUGAGAUCACUAAAGUCCUGCAGGAGAAGGAGCAGGUAUCACAGGACCUGAAUGCCAUGGAGCGAUCCUUCUCGGAUCUCUUCAAGAGACUGGACAAAUACAAAGAGGUCAUCGAGGGUUGCAUGAAGGUCCGCAUUAAAAAGCAUGUUCUGCCCUAUGUAUUGGGCCCUGUGUUUUGCACAAUCAUGUGAAAUGCCUGGGUUUCAAAGGGAUACUGCAUGAGUCUGGCAAUUAAGGCGCAUUUCUACUUGACUAGAGUCGGAUGAACUCAUGGAUACUGUUUUAUGUCUGCGUGCCAUAUGAAGGACGUUAGAGGUAGUUUACUGUACUUGUAGACUUCCAGUCAUUGCGCUGACGCUAGUAACAUUGGCUCGCAAAACUAUCCAACUUGCUUCUACUGCACGCAGACCUAACAAUGGUAUCCACAACUUCAUCUGACUCUAAGUAGAAAAAUGGCUUAAAUGCCAGAAUCCCUUUAUUUAAAGCUUUUUCAUUAAACCGUCCCCCUUUUUUCCCCCUUAUGUUUUGGUGUAAUUCUUGUUUCUAGAUAAGGAUUAAAAUAUAGGAUAAACUCUUGCCAUUUCACAUGAUUGCGCAAAACACAGGACUCAGCUUUGGUGCAGGAAAGUAACAUUGCUGUGAAGGAUGUAAUUGAAUUGGUGUAGGUCCAAUACUUUUCUUUGCCAACCUUAUGAACUUUGGUUUUAAAUGUGUGUGUGCGCCCCUAUUAAGAAUGAAGAGAUGCUGAAGAAAUGUGCUCAAGAUUACCUGGCUAGGAUCAAGAAGGAGGAGCAGCGCUACCAGACCCUGAAAGCCCAUGCAGAGCAGAAAAUCGGCUUGUAAGACUUGUCAAACUAUACCUUUUUUUUGUGUGUGCAAAAUACAGUUAGAGUUGUGGAUUGUUGCUGGGCUUUGUAUAGGUUCACUGGGCUGACUGUUACUCUUAUUCUCAGGGCGAAUGGAGAGAUUGCAGAGGUUCGCUCCAAACUAAAGUCUGAGGUCGCUGCACUUCAGGCCCAGCUGCGCAGGGAGCAGCUAAAGGCCCAGUCACUGGAGAAGAGCCUUGACCAGAAAGUAAGUCCACCUCAAUCUGAAGAAGUCCAUGAGGCGGCCUUUAUCAGUGUUUUUUAUCACUUGUUCAGUAACGUUUAUUUUGCUCUUAUUGUUGAUUUCUGUCCCCUCAGGUAAAAGAGACUGAAGAACUCACCAACCUUUGCGAUGAACUAAUAGCUAAAGUCCAAAAGGGC
This is a messenger RNA of Coregonus sp. 'balchen', 9282 nucleotides long. The record is from the annotation of a GenBank genome assembly. Lineage: Eukaryota; Metazoa; Chordata; Actinopteri; Salmoniformes; Salmonidae.